AUGAACCCCGACAUUGUGUACUUACGGUACCACGACGGCGCCGACGCCGCGGCGACAGCGCUCGCCGGGCGCCACCAUCCCCAGCCGCUGAUGGCAGCAUUGGUGAGCUACUUAUUCAGCCACGGCCGCUACGAAAGCGACGUCGACCACGCCACCGUCGUCGUCCUCGACGAGUGCCCCGCGUCGGUCUCGGCGCCGUUAGAUCGGUUAUCACUUGACGACAAGACCCUCGCCGUGCGCUACUUCUUCGGCCACCUCAACGUGUUCGUCGUCAGCUUGGCGCUGCUUGCCGACGCCGCCCAGCGCAGCGAACUCGAGCAGGCGGUGGCCGACGUCGCCAACGUGGUCGUCAACCGCAUUGCCCGGGUGGAGGCGUGGACCGAAACCGGACCCACCAUCAUCAACGACAACUACGGAACCUACAAGUUGGAGCGCCACGGGCGCCGCGCCUACGCCGACGUGGUGGCGCCGUUAUCAUACAUCCUCAGCGCCAACGCCGCCAGUCUGUCGUCGACAAUGCUGCGGGUGCGUGCCAUCAAACAGCUUAUCGUCGACGCCAUCGACUUUCGCCAGCUAUUGUCGGGUUUUGAUGACGACCCCCUCCACGCCGCUCGCCUCUGCCAUGCGGUGGGCGUAUGGGGUUUCCCCGCCCACGAGCUCACCAACGACGACUUGGUCUACUGUGUGUUCCUCAUGCUAAAACACGCGCUUAGCCAAGUGCCCGACACCCACACGUUUGACCGGUUAUCGGAUAACGAGUUGCUUGCCCUCGUGUUUGCCGUGCGCGACACUUAUAAGCUGGGCAACCCCUUCCACAACUUCCGCCACGCCGUCGACGUGGUGCAAGCAUGCUUCCACUUUUUACUUCGCCUUGGCUGCUUACCGCGGUUCUCUCAGUUUAAUGACGACGCCACUGCUGACGAGACCGCGAUCCUUCAGGCCACGGACUUCGCCGACACCGCCGCUGAGUUGACGGUGAAGGCCACCGCCGCCGCCGCCUCCGACGCCUACCUUAAUCCCAUACAAACGUUGGCGCUUCUCGUGGCGGCGCUCGGCCACGAUGUCGGCCACCCCGGGGUGACUAAUGCAUUCAUGAUCAAGUACCACACCCCGGCGCUGUUGAUGGUGAACGAGCGCCUGGUGCUUGAGCUGUACCACACGCUGGUGUUCAUUAAUAAGAUACUCUCGUGCUACUGGCCGUCGCUCCUUGCCGCCGAGACCACGGAUAAGUUGACGGUGCGCCAGAUGGUGACGCAGCUGAUCCUCGCCACCGACAUGGCCGAGCACUUUGAGUACAUUGCCAAACUCAACACCCUCAAGCACGAGCGGUUUGACCACGACGGGCACAAGGUCAAGCUCAUCCUGCUGCUACUCAUAAAGUGCGCCGACAUCCUGAACGUCACCCGCCCGCUCCGAGUGUCGCUGCAGUGGGCGUACGUCCUUGCGCGGGAGACGGAGGAGCUUGCGUUGUUAGAGCGCAAGCUCGCCAACGACGCGUCGUUGACGCUCGACUUGCUGACGGACUUGCGCUACACGAAGGUGCCGUCGAAGUUUGAAGACAUUCUUGCCGCCAACGAUCAGCUUCCAAAGGGGCAGAUUUUCUUCAUCGACACCUUUGCUGAGAACUUGUUCCACAACAUUGCUGAGUACAUGCCCGAGCUCCAGUACGCGGAACGCAUCAUCAGCAAAAACAAGCAGUUUUGGUUGAGCCGGUGA
Diutina rugosa is the source of this 1716-nucleotide messenger RNA. It is a transcript of the gene PDE2, whose product is annotated as 3',5'-cyclic-nucleotide phosphodiesterase. The record is from RefSeq and is a predicted model, not a curated record. Gene Ontology annotation, biological process: signal transduction. The transcript has a single exon. The coding region runs from base 1 to 1716 and encodes 571 amino acids. Gene Ontology annotation, molecular function: 3',5'-cyclic-nucleotide phosphodiesterase activity. NCBI's taxonomy places the organism in Eukaryota, Fungi, Ascomycota, Pichiomycetes, Serinales, Debaryomycetaceae.